AUGGCUCCCCACGCAGAGGUAGACUCGGGCUCCGCGCACGGAGAUGGACCCACCCCCCACGGAAACGGCGCCGCCGCUGCUGCUCAGAGCCGCGAGCUGUUCACCGUCGACUCCCCCAACGUCGUCUACAACGACACCGAAAUCCUGUCAAAGUACACCUACCGCACCACAAAGGUCGCCAAGAACGGCAAUGGCAAGUACGUCGCCACGCCCACCGAGACGCUCUACGAGUUCAAGACGGACCGCAAGGUCCCCAAGGUCGGCAUGAUGCUCGUCGGAUGGGGUGGUAACAACGGAACCACCGUUACCGCCGGCAUCCUCGCCAACCGUCGCGGUCUCGUCUGGGACACCCGCGAAGGACCCCGGGCCGCCAACUACUACGGUUCCGUCAUCAUGGGAUCGACCGUCAAGCUGGGUACGGAUGCCGAGACGUCCAAGGAUGUCAACAUCCCGUUCCACGACCUGCUGCCCAUGGUCCACCCGAACGACCUUGCUAUUGGAGGCUGGGACAUCAGCAAGAUGGAUCUGGCUGCCGCCAUGGACCGCGCGCAGGUGCUGGAGCCGACUCUCAAGAUGCAGGUCAAGAAGGAGAUGGCGGAGAUGGUCCCGCUUCCGAGCAUUUACUACCCCGACUUCAUCGCUGCCAACCAGGAAGACCGAGCUGACAAUGUGCUGCCUGGUACUAAGGCCUGCAUGGCUCAUGUUGAGCAGAUCCGCAAGGACAUUCGUGACUUCAAGGAGGCCAACGGCCUCGACAAGGUCAUCGUUCAGUGGACCGCCAACACCGAGCGCUACGCCGACAUCAUCCCGGGCGUCAACGAUACCGCCGACAACUUGCUGAAGGCCAUCGAAGAGGGUCACGAGGAGGUUUCCCCUUCCACCGUCUUUUCCGUUGCCUGCACUCUCGAGGGCGUGCCUUUCAUCAACGGGUCCCCGCAGAACACUUUUGUUCCCGGCGCCAUCGAGCUGGCUGAGAAGCACGGUGCCUUUAUCGGCGGCGACGAUUUCAAGUCGGGCCAGACCAAGAUGAAGUCGGCGCUGGUCGACUUCUUGAUCAACGCAGGUAUCAAGCUCACCUCGAUUGCCAGCUACAACCAUCUCGGCAACAACGACGGCAAGAACCUCAGCUCCCACAAGCAGUUCCGCUCCAAGGAGAUCUCCAAGUCGAACGUCGUGGACGACAUGGUCGAGGCCAACACGGUCCUCUACAAGAAGGGCGAGCACCCAGACCACACCGUGGUGAUCAAGUACAUGCCGGCCGUAGGCGACAACAAGCGCGCCCUCGACGAGUACUACGCCGAGAUCUUCAUGGGCGGCCACCAGACCAUCUCUCUCUUCAACGUCUGCGAGGACUCGCUGCUGGCAUCGCCGCUCAUCAUCGACCUCGUGCUCGUGGCGGAGAUGAUGACGCGCAUCCAGUGGAAGGCGGUGUCGUCCGACGGCGCGGCGACCAAGGACUUCAAGGGCUUCCACAGCGUGCUGAGCAUCCUGAGCUACAUGCUCAAGGCGCCCAUGACGCCCCCCGGAACGCCCGUCAUCAACUCGCUCAGCAAGCAGCGCGCGGCCCUCACCAACAUAUUCCGCGCCUGCGUCGGCUUGGAGCCCGAGUCCGAGAUGACGCUUGAGCACAAACUGUUCUGA
Messenger RNA from Colletotrichum karsti, 1641 nucleotides. Its product is annotated as myo-inositol-1-phosphate synthase. Gene Ontology annotation, molecular function: inositol-3-phosphate synthase activity. The record is from RefSeq and is a predicted model, not a curated record. NCBI's taxonomy places the organism in Eukaryota, Fungi, Ascomycota, Sordariomycetes, Glomerellales, Glomerellaceae. The transcript has 2 exons. Gene Ontology annotation, cellular component: cytoplasm. Bases 1 to 1641 code for a protein of 546 amino acids. Gene Ontology annotation, biological process: inositol biosynthetic process; phospholipid biosynthetic process.